Molecule: messenger RNA, 3789 nt
Organism: Cryptotermes secundus
Lineage: Eukaryota; Metazoa; Arthropoda; Insecta; Blattodea; Kalotermitidae
Exons: 14
Coding region: 60-3422 (1120 amino acids)
Biological process (GO): termination of RNA polymerase II transcription
Cellular component (GO): cytoplasm; mRNA cleavage factor complex
Molecular function (GO): mRNA binding; RNA polymerase II complex binding
Source: RefSeq, a predicted model, not a curated record
UAGCCAUUUUGAAGUAAUAGAAGAAUUGCGUGCGUUAAGGAAGGAGAGUGAUUUACAAAAUGAAUUCCUGGACAGUUACAGUAACGGUUCCUGAAGCAGCUGGUGCUCCUGCCGUCACCCCUGGUGUAGGAUCGAGGUAUCCUUCGCUUGCUUCUCGGCAACUGCAAUCUAAUGCAGUUCCAGAAAAUAAUAUGGUACAGCCACAUGAGGAUGUCAAAAAACCACUUGUAGAAGCUGCAAAUCAGGAUGUGGAUUUGCGUCAACUUCCUGGGUCACCUAGUAGGAAACGUUCAUCCACGGAAAUAGGAGAGCAGCCACUGCCAAAGAAAACAAAAGCAGAAGUUUUUGAUGAGUUGUUUAGAAAUGAAGAUGUUGAUCUUCAACAGUUACCUCCCAAUGCACCAGUUGUCAUGGAGAAUGUACCUCCAUCACAGCCCCCACCUCCAGUAAUAUCUCAGUCUUCACCUAUUCCAACAUCAGCAUCGUCUCAGGAUAGUUCAGCGAACCCUACUUCAUCUUUAAAGCAGCCAUCACCUGAGAGAGAAAGUGAGGAGUCUGAAGUCUGCAUGGAUGAAUGCAAAUCCAUUAGUGAAGACGAUGGUAAAGAAAACAUUGAACGUGAACUAAAGUCUCGAGGUUGGGCAAAAUAUAAGGAGAAGAAACCAGAUACAUGUAAAUCUGCACUGGGGCCCAUGGGUUGUUCUGGUCGUGACGAACUUGAUCUACAAAAAUCACGUAGUUCGGCUCUAGGGUCCAGUUCGCAACUGAGAGAAAGAGACAUGAUCUAUGGAAAUCCCAGGGACAGAGGAUUGUCAAAUUUUCACAGAAGUAGUGGAAAGUUUGAUAAACUUGGACAACCACUUCUUUAUCACAAGUUGCCAGAUGAUACUGGAGAAAGGCGUCGGUCCCUCAGCACUGCAGUUGAAGAGGAUAUGAACCAUCAUUUAUUUGAUGAUGCUAGUGAUAUCAGUGUUAAUAUGAUCAUGCAGGAAGUUGAAGAGCAGCUCAAAAAUGGGACAAUAUCGUUUUCUCAUUAUAAUACAGUGCUGAAACAGGUAAUUCAGUUAAAUGAAGUUCAGAAGUUAAGAGAUGCACAAAGACGAGAUCAGCAGGAAAGUAAAGAGAACUGGGAACCGAGCAGAAGAAGACAUGCAUGGGAAACCAGUCAUUUAUCACCAAUCAUUGCAGAUGAUGAUAGACAAGGUGGUUCCUCUAUAGAUGCCAGGUUUGGAGACAUCGAUGAGAGAUUGCCAGUACCUCAUAAGCAUAAAAAUCUUACACCCUCAUUGUCAUCGUCUUCUGAGCUCUCCAUGCCAGGGAGAUUUCAGCCUGGACCUUCACAAUGGAAUGAUGCUGGACGUCCUCACAUGAGGUCUGGUCAUUGGGACCAUGCCCCUAAUCCAUGGAUAGGCAGUGCACAUAGUACAAACUCAGUACCCUUAACUCAAGGUCACCUUGGCACUCAUGUCCGUAUGCUUAAUCCAGGCCCAAGUCAAGGACAAGGCAUCCCCUUUCACCAAACUUCAGGACCAGAAUUUCAACCAGUUGACAGUUUUGGUGGAGUUAACCGGUGGAGACCACAGUUUCAGAGUUGUACACCUUGUGAAGGUGAUGUAGAGAGGUCUAAUACACGUUUUAAUGGCCGUUCGGAUAACAGAUUUCGGGGACCUGCUCCAUCUUUGCUGAAGCAGCAGCAGGCACGUGGAAAUGAUGAAGUGCCACCAGCAGAUCCUAUGAUUCUCAAGCUCAUAGCACAGGAUAGAAUGAGGACUAUUAAUGUAGAUGGUGUGCCUAGGGAACUACGUUUCUACGGUGACACCGCUGUAGUGAUGCUGGCGUGGGAUGACCCACGAGAAAUUGGUUUCCAGGGAGGUGCACGAACAGUCACAUUUGAUGAGAGAGAGUCUAUACUCUGUUCCUUGAAUGAUACAUACAGAGAGUUUAUCAUUGAUGGAAGUAUGCACAGGAUACGACUUGGUGCACCAACUCGUGAACUCUAUGUUGAUGGCAAGUGGUAUGAAUGUUUCUUUGGUGGUCCUCCAGUUACGAUUGAAAUUGAUGGGAAGAUGCAUGUUGUGAGGUUGGAGGGUCCACCUCCUAAAGUUAAAAUUGGCCUGUUGAAGCGGACAGAUCUGGUUGCUGGCAAGAUCAAUUUAAUCAUUAAUGCCAAAACUAUGGUACCAGUGUUCUUGGAUGCCAAACCACAAAGAUUUGACAUUGAGAAUAAACCCCACGUACUUCAUUUUGUCAAAGCUUUGUCGACUGUGUUAAUUAAUGGACAGCCUAUCAAAGUUGAAUUUGGUGGAGUUCCAAAACCCAUUAUUGUUCAUGGCAAGAAGCACUUUAUACGUUUCACCAUGUUACCUCGUGGUAUCAGGCCUGGAUAUGUCAGCAUUGUUAAUAUGGAAGGUAGUCGUUUGCCAUCACCUCCUCGGCCGAAGAUUGAAAACAAUGGAACCUUAACCUUUGGUAGAGAAGAUUUCCGUCAUCCAUCCAGCAGAUUCUCAGAAGGAUAUGAGCCUGUAUUACCUGUUGUGGGAGCUACUGGCAGUUUAGGCAGACGAGGUCUGAGAAAACAGUUUGGUGCAAACAGGGACCGAGAUUUACCUCAUGAGACUGAACAUGCAACAAACUCACCAGGACAAUUCCAUGGAGAUAAUGCAGUGAAAGGACCUGUUCCUAUUCAACAACAAAAACAUAGACCACGUGUUGCAGGGGCACAAUUACAUGGUGCUGGGCUAAGCAACAUCCCGUCCCUUCCUGCUGAAAUUAAUGUAGCUGAGCUAUUUCAGAGGCUGGUGGCAGCGGGAAUUGUUCCACAAGCCGGAAAAUCUGAUGCAGAUAGUAAGGAGGAGGAAGAAGCAAAGUCUAUAAAGGCCGUGGACUUCGGGCAGCCUGAAACAUUGAAAUUACGUCAGCCUGGUGCAGUGGCUAUCCUGUUCUCUGGUAUUCAGUGUAGUUCCUGCGGGAUACGUUUCCCUCCAGGACAGACUGUGAAGUACAGGAAACAUUUAGAUUGGCAUUUCUGGCAAAACAGGCGUGACAAGGACAAUGCUCACAAAGCUCAGAGUAGAGAGUGGUAUUAUGAUGCUUCAGAUUGGAUCCGGUUUGAAGAAAUUGAAGACACUGAGGAAAGAGCACAAAGCUGGUUUGAAACCCAGCAGGCUGUGGAAGCUGAAGAAAAAGAGAUACAAAAAGUUCCCAGUGUUUGCGCUGGAGAAAAUCCUGAGGACGCAUUUUGUGCUGUAUGCCAUGAUAAAUUUGAACAAUUUUUUCACGAUGACGAAGAAGAGUGGCACUUACGUUCAGCAUUGAGGGUAGAUGGAAAAACAUAUCACCCUCUUUGCUAUGAUGAUUACAAGGUUAGCAUAUUCAUUAUAAUGUUACACUUACUUUUAAAGACUUUAUUCUAUUGCCUUUAAAUUCACAUAUAAAUGUUGAGGUAAUAUAAUAUGCCCCAAACUGGAUUAACCUAUAAAUAAUUCAAUGUCAAUUUAUAUAUGGAAUUCUGUGUCAAUUCUGAUAUUGGAUCUUUCAUUAGUUUAGUAGUUUUGAAAUUGGGAAAUAAUUAAAUUCACCCUUAAUCUUCAUCCAUCAGAUUAAAUCUUCUGCUACUAUGGUGUUGGUGACUUGAUUUAUACAUUGCCAUAAUUGACUUUUAUGAGUCAGGAUAAGACAGUGUAGCAACUAGCUACAGGCUAGAGUUUGAGUCUCAAUAAGGGCAAGAUUUUUCUCCAGCAUAUUGUCCAGACUGGCUCUGGGGCCCAACGAACCUCCUAUCGACUGGGU